AUGAACCAACCUAGGUAUCAUUCAAACCCCCAAAAAUUAUGGAAAGAUCUUAAAGCAGAGGGGUAUCAGUUUCCAUAUAAAAAAGUAUGUGAGUGGCUUACAAAACAGAACGAAUGGCAAAAACACGCGCCACCACUAAAAGAUACUCCACAAGUUACAAAAAUACUAUAUAAAGUCCAAUAUGCUGUUGAAAGUAUAACUUCAAAUUCUAAACUAAUAAGAGCAUGGGUUAAGCAUUUGCCAAAAGUUAUCGAUUACCUAAACAAUUAUCCAACACGUCUUAUCCGAGCUCCAGGUUCUUCAAAGUGGGAUGAUCUAGAAUCGCAGAGGAAACGUGAUCAAAAAAAGCAGGAAAUAUGCAAAGAGCAAGAUAUAGAUCUUAUUGAAAUACUGUAUGGUGCUAAUUUAUUCCCAUACAUAAAACACAAAUUGCAAGAGAAAGGUUAUCUACAAAAUAUAGAUAUAAAUAGCAUAUCAAAAUCAGAUUAUUCGUCAGAAUAA
Cetraspora pellucida is the source of this 501-nucleotide messenger RNA. The record is from the annotation of a GenBank genome assembly. Lineage: Eukaryota; Fungi; Glomeromycota; Glomeromycetes; Diversisporales; Gigasporaceae.